AUGGUACAAUACGAAUUUUUCGGAGAUUUAACUCUAGCUCCCAAAGAUGAAAUGAAUGAUCUUAAGAUAAAACUUGAAAAUUGUCAAUCCAGUAAGGUUGAUGUUUCCGCAGGAGUAUAUAGAGGGGAGAAUGGUGAGUCGUAUACAUUAUCAUCAGUAAAAGCAGCUAAAGGAGUAUUACAUGCAAAUGAUCCCGGGCAUGACUAUAAUUUUACCCUAGGUAUCAAAAACUUCAACCUGAUGGCUGCUGAUAUCAUAUUUGGGAAAGAUAUUUCUACUGGUGGAUAUAUUGCUACAUGUCAAACAAUAUCUGGAACCGGUGCUUGCAGUAUAGCUAUUAAAUUUCUAGUGGACUGCUGCAAACUUACCAAUUUCUAUAUUGGAACACCAACUUGGCCCAAUUACGCUCCAAUGAUUAAAGCAGCCAAUGCUGAAGUCGUGGAAUAUGUUCAUUACAAUCCGUUGACAAGAAGUCUUGAUUUUGAAAGCGUUUUAGAAGCCAUUUCUAAAGCUAAGAUGCAUUCAGUAUUCAUCCUACAAUUAUGUUGUCAUAAUCCCACCGGUACUGAUUUUUCAAUAGAUCAGUGGAAAAUUUUGGCUGAUAAAAUGCAAGAAAAAAAAAUCAUGCCAGUGUUUGAUUCUGCCUAUCAAGGGUUUGGUUCAGGUGACAUUGCGGUGGACGCAAAACCUAUUAGAUUAUACUAUGCUAAAGGAUUGCAAUUUUUGGUCUGUCAAUCAUUCUCCAAAAACUUGGGGUUAUAUAGCGAAAGGGUUGGUGCACUUCACGUCGUAGUAUGUGAAAAAAAAUUAGCUGAAAUUGUCUCUGAUCAAUUAAGAAGUAUAUUCAGAAGAGAGUGUUCAAGUGCGCCAGCUUAUGGGGCUAGGUUGGCUGUCAUUAUAGCAAACGACCCAAAAUUAACUGAACAAUGGAGAAACGAUUUAAGAACAAUCUAUAAGAGACUAGUUGAUAAAAGAAUUGAGCUUCAUGAUUUAUUGAUAAAGUAUCAAACUCCAGGCAGCUUCGAUCAUUUGUUAAAUCAGAAUGGUUUAUUUUGGUUCAGUGGUUUGUCUAAGGUCCAAUGUAAAUUAUUGGUUGAAGAAUAUCAUAUCUUUAUUCCUUCGAAUGGUCGCGUUAAUAUAGCCGGUUUAAAUAAUAGUAAUAUUCAUUACUUUGCGAAAUCAUUUUCCGAAGUAAUCAAGAUCUCAGUAUAG
Messenger RNA from Debaryomyces hansenii CBS767, 1212 nucleotides. Its product is annotated as DEHA2B02288p. The transcript has a single exon. Gene Ontology annotation, molecular function: pyridoxal phosphate binding; L-aspartate:2-oxoglutarate transaminase activity. Gene Ontology annotation, cellular component: cytosol. Gene Ontology annotation, biological process: L-aspartate biosynthetic process. The record is from RefSeq and is a predicted model, not a curated record. Lineage: Eukaryota; Fungi; Ascomycota; Pichiomycetes; Serinales; Debaryomycetaceae. Bases 1 to 1212 code for a protein of 403 amino acids.